Esox lucius (northern pike) is the source of this 3775-nucleotide messenger RNA. RefSeq names its product ceruloplasmin (gene cp). Gene Ontology annotation, biological process: iron ion transport. The record is from RefSeq and is a predicted model, not a curated record. Lineage: Eukaryota; Metazoa; Chordata; Actinopteri; Esociformes; Esocidae. Gene Ontology annotation, cellular component: plasma membrane. Bases 31 to 3522 code for a protein of 1163 amino acids. Gene Ontology annotation, molecular function: copper ion binding; oxidoreductase activity. The transcript is spliced from 21 exons.
UGAAAGUCAUCUGACUGAUGUGGAACCAAAAUGUGGAGCUCUUCUGCAAGCCUGUUCCUUCUACUGAGCAGUGUGACUACUGUGUCUUGUAUCACACGGGAAUAUUUCAUCGGCAUUAAGGAGAUCCAGUGGGAUUAUGCUCCCACAGGGAAAAACGUAAUCCUCAACAAACCACUUAAGGAAGAUGAGCAAGCUGUUAAAUUCCUGGAGCGUGGUCCCCAGCGCAUUGGCAGUGUAUAUAAGAAGGCAGUGUACCUGGAGUUUACUGAUGCCACCUACAGAACAGAGAUAGCCAAGCCCAAGUGGCUUGGCUUUCUGGGCCCUGUGAUGUCGGCUGAGGAGGGGGAUGUGAUCAGGGUCCAUCUGAAGAACAUGGCCUCUAGGCCCUACUCCAUUCACGCCCAUGGACUCAUGUACAACAAAUCCAAUGAGGGAGCUCUGUACCCAGAUGAGACGACAAAUGCAGAGAAACAAGACGACCAAGUAGAUCCCGGGAAGAGCUACACCUACUUGUGGAUUCUGUCUGACAGCCACAGCCCCACCAAGGAUGACACCAACUGUCUGACCCGUGCCUAUCACUCCCACCUCAAUGCACCCAAAGACAUUGCCUCUGGACUUUUAGGACCCCUCAUCAUCUGUAAAAAAGGUACCCUGGAUGUGUAUGGUGAUAAGGCAGCAGACUACUCAUACGUCUUGUUGUUCACCGUGUCUGAUGAGAACCUGAGCUGGUACCUGGAUGACAACAUCAAGACCUACUGCACUCAGCCCACAGGAGCAACCAACCCUUUAAGUCCUUCAGGCCAAAACCCAUCAAAGCCAACAGUUCCCAACCCGCAACAACUCUCUAUUAAUGUAGACAAAGAGGAUGAGGACUUUCAGGAGAGCAACCUGUUACACUCAAUCAACGGGUUUGUGUAUGGCAACCUACCUGACCUGAGCAUGUGCGUAGGAAACAAAAUCCACUGGCACCUGAUGGGGAUGGGGAAUGAGGUGGACAUCCACUCAGCGUUCUUCCAUGGUCAGAUCCUGACACACCUGGGCCACCAUACAGACACAGUCAGCUUGUUCCCUGCCACUUUUACCAACGUGGAGAUGACAGCUGACAACCCUGGCCAGUGGUUGCUUGGCUGCCAAGUCAAUGAUCACCUAAUAGCGGGCAUGCAGGCCUGGUUUGAGGUAAAGAAGUGUUUUCCACACGUCCACAAGGCACGGCCAACCGGGGAUGUGCGAGAGUAUUUCAUAGCUGCAGAGGAGGUGCUGUGGGACUAUGCUCCCUCUCAGGUCAACCACGGCACAGGGAAACCUCUGAAUACAGACAGUGAUUCAGAAACGUUCUUCCAGACUGGUAGCAAUCGUAUCGGUGGGAAGUACAAGAAAGUCCACUAUGUGGAGUACACUGACAACACCUUCGCUGUGCGCAAGGAGAGGAGUCCUGAGGAGCAGCACUUAGGGAUUCUGGGUCCUGUUAUCAGGGCCGAGGAAGAGGACACCAUCAAGGUAGUAUUUCGGAACAAGGCUACCCGUCCUUUCACCAUGCAGCCACAUGGUGUCCAAUAUAGCAUUGAGCAGUCAGGGACACUCUACUACAAUGAACUAGAAGAAUCCUACACUGCCAAAAAACUUAGGGAACUAAAGAAGGAGACAAAUCUCAAUCCAAUCGAGCAUCUGUCUGUGGGAUGUGCUGAACCAACAAGUCCAAUUCAUGGAGGUCCCACCUCGCAACUUACAGAACUUGAAGGAUCUGCUGCUAACGUCUUGGUGCCAGAUACCACAGCACACCUUCAGAGGCCUAGUGGAGCCCAUGCCUCAACAGGAACAGUAACCCCACCCCCAGCAGCUCUGGUCAAACCAGGCACCACCCAUACCUAUGAGUGGGUGGUCCCCAAAGAGGGUGGGCCGGUGAAAGAUGAUGCAGACUGCAUCACCUACUUCUACUACUCAGCCGUGGACCCUGUCAAAGACACCAGCUCUGGCCUUGUUGGACCUCUCCUUGUCUGCAAAAAGAAAACUCUCAAAAAUGGGAAACAGAAAAAUGUGAAUAAGGAGUUCCAUCUGCUGGCCACAGUGUUUGAUGAGAAUCUCAGCUGGUACCUGGAUGACAACAUUAAGCAGUUUACAAAGGCUCCUAACACUGUCAACAAAGAGGAUGAGGAUUUCCAGGAAUCUAACAAAAUGCACUCGAUCAAUGGCUACAUGUAUGGGAACCUCCCAGGGUUGACCAUGUGUAAGGGGGACAAGGUGUCAUGGCACGUGUCAGGUCUGGGCUCUGAGGCUGACAUCCAUGGCCUAUACUUUGAAGGGAACAGGUUCAUCUACAGAGAGACACGCAGAGACGUCAUCAACGUCUUCCCUCACAUCUCCCACACUGUUAUGAUGGAGCCUGACAGCAUGGGUCAGUUUGAGGUGGUGUGCAGGACGGCAGACCAUUACCAGGGAGGUAUGAGGGCAAACUACACGGUGGAGAAGUGUAGUAUGUUCAGCAGGCAGUCAGAGAUCAUGCUCCACUCUAAAACCUACUACAUCGCUGCCAUGGAGAUAGAUUGGGAGUACUCCCCCAACCGGACAUGGGAGCAGGAGAUGUACCAUGGCCUCAUCAAUAGUCCAGGGAAGGAGUUCAUUGAUAAACAGGAAAAGUUCAUUGGCUCAAAGUACAAGAAGGUUGUGUACAGGCAGUUCACCAGCAAUAAAUUCACCCAACAGAAGGAGAGGUCAGCAGACAUGCAACACUUAGGGAUACUGGGCCCUAUUCUCCAUGCAGAUGUUGGUGACAAAGUAAAUAUAGUCUUCAAGAACAUGGCCACAAGACCUUAUUCUAUUCAUGCACAUGGGGUGAAGACUGACCUUCCACAAAUCAAAGAAACAAAGCCAGGUGAAACACAAACGUACACAUGGUACGUCCCCAAGACAGCUGGUCCUACAGAGGAACAGGAGACAUGCAGCGUGGGAGCAUAUUACUCCACAGUCAAUGUUAACAAGGACCUGUACAGUGGUCUCAUUGGUCCCCUAGUGAUAUGUAGGCGGAGCUUUGCACGGACAUUUGGACUGAAGAAGGAGGUGGAGGAGUUUGCUCUACUUUUCUUGGUGUUUGAUGAGAAUGAGUCUUGGUACCUGGAUGACAACAUCAAAGCAAACAUCAAGAACCCAGCCAAGAACAUCAAGGAGGAUGAGGAAUUCAUUGAGAGCAACAAAAUGCAUGCCAUCAACGGGCUGAUGUUUGGAAACCUUCUGGGUUUGAACAUGGUGGUCGGAGAUAAGGUUUACUGGUACCUUAUGGGGAUGGGCAACGAGGUGGAUAUCCACACGGCCCAUUUCCAUGGACACAGCAUUGACUACAAGCUGAGUGGCCGGUCCCACCGUACAGACGUUUAUGACCUGUUCCCAGCCACCUUCCAGACAGUGAAGAUGAGGCCUCAGUAUCCUGGCACCUGGCUGCUGCACUGCCACGUCACAGACCACAUCACGGGUGGCAUGGAGACCGUCUACACUGUAUCAGAGAAAGGAAAACAUUCUUAUCCAACAUAGUGCGAAAACAUUCUUAUCAGCUGACUGGUGCGAUAAGGCAACAUUCCAUGGAGGAUGGACACCUGGGAUGGGGAACUGGAUGAGGAUUCUCCAGCAGAACUUUUUACAUUUGUCAUCGAAAAAAAAAGGACUACAACAACUUCUGGGAAGAACUUGUUGAUAAAAACAAUUACAGACUCUUCGCAAGAUUUGAGGAACAGUGAUUGUUAAAAUAUUUUUAUAUUAUGUUAUAUUAAAGAGCUUUGUUCCUAAA